Ustilaginoidea virens is the source of this 1125-nucleotide messenger RNA. RefSeq lists its product as uncharacterized. The record is from RefSeq and is a predicted model, not a curated record. The coding region runs from base 1 to 1125 and encodes 374 amino acids. The transcript is spliced from 2 exons. Lineage: Eukaryota; Fungi; Ascomycota; Sordariomycetes; Hypocreales; Clavicipitaceae.
AUGAAGCUUGGUUUCCUUGGCCUUGCCCUUGCCCUUUCGGCCAGCGCACAUACGCUCUUCACGACCCUGUUUAUCAACGGCGAGAACCAAGGGGACGGGACUUGCGUGCGGAUGCCGCGCGAUGGGGCCACGGCCAACGGUCCGGUGCACCCCAUUACUGGAAACGACAUGGCCUGCGGCCGCGAUGGGGCCAAGGCCGUCGCAUUCACGUGCCCGACGCCGCACCGGGCAACCCUGACGUUUGAGUUCCGCAUGCAUCCCGACGGGCGGGAGCCGGGGCCCAUCGCCGCCAGCCACAAGGGGCCAUGCGCCGUCUACUUGAAGAGGGUCGACGACAUGUACGCAGCAGACGACGUGGCCGCCGGCCCGGGCUGGUUCAAGAUCUGGCAGGACGGGUACAGCAACGAGACGGGGAAAUGGUGCGUCGACCGCCUGAUAGAAAACCACGGGUUCCUGUCCGUCCGGCUGCCCGCCGUCCCGACAGGGUACUACCUGGUGCGUCCGGAGAUCCUGGCCCUGCACAAUGCCGCGCGCGGCGACGCCGAGUUCUACACGGGAUGCGCGCAGAUCUACGUCGAGCAAGGGCCAGACGGGGCGCUCGAGGUCCCGCCCGGGAAGGACGCCCGCAUACCGGGACACGUGUCGCCGGACGACGGCGGCGUCAGGUUCGACGUGCACGCCAGACCGCUGCCCGCGUACGUCGUCCCGGGCCCCGGCGUCUUCGCCCCCAAGGGGCAGGGGCAGGGGCAGGGGGCGCCGACGAGGCGGGCCAAGCAGACGGCGGGCAAGCGGCCCGGCGACUGCGUGCUCAAGAACGCAAACUGGUGCGCCAGGCCGGUGCCGGGCUUUUCCGACGCCAGGGGAUGCUGGACGUCUGCGCAGAACUGCUACGACCAAGGAGAGCGGUGCUGGAGGACGGCGCCUCCCAGCGGCAACGUGAACUGCAAGACGUGGCAGGACUAUUGCGGCUCGCUGGAGGCGACGUGCACGUCGGCAGCGGCGAGCGGACCGCCCCAGUUCCGGGGGGGAGAAGAGACGGCGGCGUUGCCUGAAAAGGCGGCCAAGCCUUGGAACGACGUAUUUUCAAGAAGCCCGAGGAUACGGCGUCCCUCAAGCGAGGCGUAA